CAAUGAUCCAGAUCUUCUAAUGUGACGACCGCGUUGGUUGCUGUACCGAACAAGCUUACGUGACAAGAGAACAUCGAAUUUAAGCGCCUGCUGUGCUCUCAGGGGACUAACUGUUGCCAACUCCUCAACUUGAGCCUCGAUCCAAGAUGUCUUUGCCCCCGAGCUCACCGCGGCUACCAAGCCCGCCGCCGCCAACAGAAAUCCAGAUUGGCCCGAAGUCACCGUCCAUUCAAGAUUCCAGCAACAACCUCGAGAAUGCCAUGGAGCAGAGCAUUAUAGAUUCGAAUUCAAGCAGGAGGAUUCACCCUGGGACGAAGGGAGCAGACAUGGCUGCUGGGCCACCGCUUGUGCCGCUGAUGGAGCUUGAUUCUGCCUUCCAAUUACAAGAGCAUCUCAAAGCCUUACACCACCACCACACCCGACCAUCGGCAUCAACUAUCGUCCCUAUAAACAGGCAAACCGCGUCUCUUCUAGCUACACCUCCAUUUGGAGUCGACCGUGCGCUGUGGCUGUACGAGCUCUGCCGCUUCCUCAUAAACAAGUGCAACGAUCUCAUUGUUGGCUUUCUAUUCGACACACCAGCAUGCUCUGCAUCCACCUGCCCCGAAAUGCGCGCUUCGGAAUGGCAAUUUCUAUGCGCCGUUCACGAGUCGCCAAAGUCCUGCUGCGCUAUCGAUUACUGCUGCCAUACCCUUGACUGGGCGACCAACAUAGUCACAAGCCAGAAGAUCUUUCCCAGCCGUCUGAGCCUUACUUCGGGAGAUGUUAUGGACGACAAAAGCACCGGCGUCAAGCACCUGACAAAUAUCUUCAGGCGACUCCACCGCAUCUUUGCGCAUGCGUGGUUUCAACAUAAGGGCGUAUUCUGGCAGGUGGAGGGACAAACAGGAUUAUACGUUUUAUUCAAGACUGUUUGCGACAACUACGAGCUUCUACCUGCAGAGAAUUACAAGUUGCCCCCCGAGGCGGAGGGCCUUGAGCCAGUUGCCGAACCUAAAGUCGUACAUACCAUACUGAAGCCUGAACCACCUGUCUUGAGCAAUUUAUCAACUACUGGAGAGGAGGACUUGCACUUAGCGGCUGCUAGUCGUACCAAUACCAGGAGACAUAUACGAUCUUCGCCAUCAACAGGAGCUGCGGUGACUACAGUUAUUGAGGCUGACGAGGAAGAGUCUGACAUGGCACAACGCUUAAAGACGCUGAAAAUCAAAGAAGAGGAGGAGGCGAAGCAAGAGGAAGAUGAGAAGAUCAAGGACAGUGAGGUCUCGCACCAGGAGCCUGACGAGGAGCUUGCAGAAAUGACAAUCAUCGUUGAUGACUCCCCAGAGAAGGCGUCAGAGGAGCCAGAGAGUGCCCCAGAGGUGACCAAAGAGCAGGAGGGCGAAGACAAGAUUGAAAUCGACGACAGCAAACCAUCAGAAAAUGCCUCUUCGGAGCCAGAAUCCGCCGAUGAGAAGAAGGUGGAGGAACUGAAGGUGGAAGAGGAGGCAGAAACGCCUGAAGCAGCCAAAGACAGCGAAAAGGAGCCACCAGUGCACACUUUGAACCUGGACGAAGAGACACCGGCCGAGAGUGGGGAGGGAGACGCAACGGUGACGUUGUAGAGCGAUUGAUUGAUGAUACCCAUUUCACUUGACGCAAAGACGAGACCAAAGACUUAAGGAUAAUUGUAAUGUACAAUAAUACUCUGGGGAUUCUGAUCCGGUUAGAGCUGUAGAACUAGUAGGGAGGAGGCAUGGAGCUUGGAGCUUGUUUAUAUAAUAGGGCAUAACAUAUCGUUUUCAGUGUUCUCGGUCUGCUUCUGGGAUAGUCUGAAGAUGUUGAUCAAACUGUUUGAGCGGCUGCUUGCCUUGUAUCACAACUUUAUGAAUAAAGUCCAGCACCC
This is a messenger RNA of Pseudogymnoascus verrucosus, 1885 nucleotides long. RefSeq lists its product as uncharacterized. The record is from RefSeq and is a predicted model, not a curated record. The transcript is spliced from 2 exons. Lineage: Eukaryota; Fungi; Ascomycota; Leotiomycetes; Thelebolales; Thelebolaceae. Gene Ontology annotation, cellular component: cytoplasm. The coding region runs from base 147 to 1604 and encodes 485 amino acids.